Molecule: messenger RNA, 4633 nt
Organism: Triplophysa rosa
Lineage: Eukaryota; Metazoa; Chordata; Actinopteri; Cypriniformes; Nemacheilidae
Gene: ptpn9b
Product: protein tyrosine phosphatase non-receptor type 9b
Exons: 13
Coding region: 13-2385 (790 amino acids)
Biological process (GO): protein dephosphorylation
Molecular function (GO): protein tyrosine phosphatase activity
Source: RefSeq, a predicted model, not a curated record
CCCUCGUGCACGAUGCGCGCCGCUUGGAGUGCACCGGCGGCGCGUUCACGAAAUCAGAGAGGGCGCGCCCGUAGACGUUGCUUCUCAGGCUUCAAGAUGGCGGAAGCCCUGACAACUCAAGAGGAGGUGGUGGUGGAGGAGUUCCUGGCCGAGCUGAGGUGUCUGGAACAGUCUCAGAAUGCAGAUCUUGUCAGUCAGAUAACAGCAGUUAAGUUCCUUAUGGCACGCAAGUUUGAUGUCUCCAGAGCCAUAGACCUCUUUCAGGCUUACAAGAACACCAGAAUAAAGGAGGGCAUCUACAAUAUUAACCCAAACGAGGAGCCUUUAAGGAGCGAGUUACUGAGAGGGAAAUUCACAGUUCUGCCCGGUCGUGAUGCGAAAGGUGCGGCUUUGGCACUUUUUACGGCAUGUCUCCAUCGGCCGGACCUCACUACCCAUAAGGCUGUUCUUCAGGCCAUUAUAUAUCAGCUGGACAAGGCCAUCGAAAGUGUUCAGACACAGAGAGACGGGCUCAUUUUCAUCUAUGAUAUGACAAACUCUACAUAUGCCAACUUUGACUAUGAGCUUUGCGUCAAGAUUUUGAAUUUGCUUAAAGGGGCUUUCCCUGCUCGGUUGAAAUGUGUCUUUAUUGUUUCGUCUCCGCUGUGGUUCAGAGCACCCUUUGCGGUACUGCGUCUGUUUGUGAGAGAAAAACUAAGAGAGAGGGUGUGCACUGUAAAAGCUCAUGAACUGGUCAAUCACAUCCCGAUCAGCUCCCUUCCAGAACACUUGGGUGGCACAUCACAGUAUAGUCACAUUGCCUGGAUCCAGUCCUGCGUCAACUCCAGCUCCAACAACCCCAAUAACUCUUCCAACGUCAAUGCCGAUUGCUUGGGCAGCUUGCUUCGCUCCUACUCCAUGGAACACAGCCAGAACGCUGAGCCUUUAACUGCCAACCCUACAGCCCACACAGGGGCCACACUCCUGGGGGAUGGACUGAACUCCAACUUGCCCAUAAUGGAUGAUGGCAAUGCCAACGUACAGAAUAGCAGGACAACGGGGCACGAACAUUGGAAUGGCUCUAUACUGCCAAUUUCAGGGGGCGUCACAGGGUCAAAUGCCAAUGUUGUCAAUGGGCGUGGCCGUCAGCCACCUCCACAGUCAGACACACCCCCAGAUACGCCCCUGCAUCAAAAACACGCAGCUGGUGCCAUAGGAACACUAGGAGCAGCAGCUAUGGGUACGCAAGAAGCCGUGACAUCACCAAUCGACAGUAGGCAGGAUGGAAAUGGUGCUGAGGACAGCCAACAGGAUGUAGAGUUUCUAGAAGAGGAUGGUGUUCCACCACUCCCGCAAAAGUCAAGGCCACCGCCCCUCCAUCACAGCCCUGCAUCAGAUAUGAGCUGGUUACCGGGGACAGCAGAAACGGCGGUGUUGUCAGUGCAUGUAGCCGAGCCAGGAGGAAUGAGCGUGCAGGAUCUGGUGCAGCAUGUCAAAUGCAAAAAGAAGAAAGGCAUUUACCAGGAGUAUGAGGAGAUCCGCAAGGAGCCUCCUGCUGGGACAUUUGACUAUUCCAAGAAACCCUCCAACCAGAUAAAGAAUCGCUACAGUGAUGUCCUUUGCCUAGACCAGUCACGGGUUCGACUCUGUCCGCUUAAUGAUGAGGAUGAUGAGACGUCUGACUACAUCAAUGCAAGUUUCAUGGACGGCUACAAGAGAAGUAAUGCUUACAUCGCUACUCAGGGGCCUUUGCCAAAAACGUUUGGAGACUUUUGGCGAAUGGUGUGGGAGCAAAUGGUUGUAAUCAUCGUUAUGACUACAAGAGUUGUAGAGCGGGGCCGUGUGAAAUGCGGACAGUACUGGCCUUUAGAAACUGGCCGCACAGAGGAAUAUGAGUACUUUUUGGUGAGAAAUGUCCAUAUUGAGAUGUUUCAAGAUUUUAGGCUAUCACACCUGGAGCUCUUCAACACUCAGACAGGAGAAUGUAGAGAAGUGUCUCAUUAUCUCUAUGUGAGCUGGCCAGAUUUUGGUGUUCCGAAGUCAGCGUCAGCCAUGUUGGAUUUCCGUGCACAUGUGAAGCAGAGACAAGAGUGUAUGUUACAAACACUGUAUCCUGAUUGGACAGGACCGCCUGGGGGUCCCCCAGUGGUGGUACACUGCAGUGCAGGCAUCGGUCGAACAGGCACAUUCUGUACUUUGGACAUUUGUCUUUCUCGUCUGGAAGACAUUAGGACAUUGGACAUUAAACAGACGGUGCGUCGGAUGCGGACACAGCGUGCCUUCAGCAUCCAGACAUGGGACCAGUACUACUUUUGCUUCAAAGCAGUGAUCGAGUACGCCCAACAGAGUGGACUACUGCAGCCCGUGGAGUGGUCCGACACAGAGCUGGAAACCGACAGCGAGUGAAUAAGAGGAACAGGUCUCGGGACGAGAGGGCAGAGAGACAUGGAAGGAAGUCGUCUUUUUCCCUCUCCUGGCCACAGGUAGACUCCAUCACAUCCUCUCUCAUUGUUUUCUGGUGAGGAAGAUGAAGAGAUAAAAAAGGAGGAGCGGGAUCUUUUGUCCUGCCACUUUUCAAACCGUUCUUUUGCCUCUAAUCCAGAGAUUAGAGACUGUGGCUUGGUGUACGAGUUGUAGCAUUUUUUUUUUUAUAAGUACUGACUUGCACAUGUGGAAUGACAAACUUGAAAAAUCCAAUUUAUCGUAUUAUCUCAUUUUUUUACCUUCUCAAAGUGUUCGCUCAACAUGGGGUUAAAUUCAGACUUUUUUAAGGUGUAAAAACUUAAAACUUGAAUUCUUUUUCGUCACAUUGGCAUAGCAUAUUAUGUGUGUUUAAACAGGUUCCAACAGUUUUCUUUCCCAUUAUUUGUCAUGUGUGUACUUCAUUGUUAAACUAACCUUCAAGCCAAAGGUAUGGUGUUGAAUGCUUGGAUGUAUCCGUAAUAAUCGUCGUGACUUAAACCCAUGUAUAUCUUGUAACAUACAUUUAUAUAUUGUUCAUAACAGCCUUUGAAAAGCCUUGUUUUAAUAUAAAUACUUUUAACUUUCUUCAAAUUAUGUGUAUCUAUAUAUAAAUAUAUAUAUAUAUAAAGAAUUAUGUUGGGGUAAAACAAAAUGAAAUGAGGAGAAAAACUAUGCUAUAUGUAGUUAAUCUCAGUGACUGUUCUGGUCUUGCUGUUUUUAUUUGCAUCUGUUCUCUAACCGUAGUCCGUGAUCAUCCAUCAAUUAGCCUUAAAGCAGGGCUUCUUUUCACAAAGAAUCUCUGACAACAACAGACAACAAUCCCAGUGCUCUACUAAACAGUGGUGUGAAUAGAAAGUAUCAAUCUGGUUUUGAGUUUGAUGGUAACCUUUUGAGAUUCUUUAUGAAUGCUGCCCCGUAACCUUGAAUCACUGCCAUGCUCCCUGGUCUGUUUCAUAUUCUUUUGUUUGUAAAUGUCUUUCUACUACGGGCUUGCCCCAAGUAUUUAGACCUGCGUGGACACCGAUUCUAUGCUCACGUUUACCCAAGUUACAAACACCAAAGUGUUCCAUACCGACGCAAAUAUCUUGUGUUUCAGUAAUUGUUACUUUAAAAAAAAAUUAUAUAUGUGUAUAUGUGACUUGGGGUCUUCAGCUGUGCAGUGUGUGGACUCCUGGGGUCUAAAAGCCUCGGUUUUGUGCCUUCAAGCUUACUGUAGCCUAAUGUGUUUCAGGCAAGGAGUGGAACAGCUGGUCUUGCGUACAAAUAGGGAUUCGUUUUUAAUCUCAGGGUAUUGUCUUGGUGUCUCAAAACCUCUGCAUCUGCCUCUGGUAAUGAUCAUUUCCAAAAAAAAACUAAAGACAAUAAAAAGUAUACAAACUUUAUUUUGACUUUUAUACAGCAUCCUGUAUUAUAUUCUGUUUUUAUUUAUGUCAUUGUAAAUCUUCAGCAGUAUUGAAAUUUGAAUGUUGGUACGAAAAAAAUGAACAGACAUACUAUUUUAAACUGAUAAGCUAAAGAAAUCAAACAACGAAACAAAAAAGACUGAUCAGCUUUUUCCAUUUGUUCAGUGUGGAAUUAUGUUACUCAAUAUUGUUUUUUGGGAGAUAAAGUCUGUUUCCAGAUGCCUGUAGCAGCCCCUUUUGGAUGCUGUGUGGACUAAAAGGACUGUUUAGGAGAUUAAACGCAGCCAAAAGACUGAAACGGACACAUGACUGACCAUCACGGCUGCCAAAAACAGUUUUUUAACUUUUUGCCAAUCAACAGAAAAAAAAGGAUGUACACAAAACCAAAAAAGAAAUGUAUAUUAACUUGAAUGUUACGAUUAGAUUAAAUGAACUCAAGUCUUGGGAGACCUUUGGAAUGCUUUCUCCUUAUAUGUCAAUGCUUGUAUGAUGACAGAUGGUCGUGAAUGUGUGAAAGUGUCCACUCACUUAAUGUUUACUUGUUGACUGACUUUAUCAAAUGCAGGAUAGGCCUCAUACUUGACUGUUUUAUGCAGCUGAUUCCUGCUUGAAUGAGACUAAGUGGAAGACGGAUACUUCCGCUGAUUUAUUAAAGGCAGUCGGGAAUGCAAUGUGAGUGUUUUUACUUGUUUUCUUUUCUUUUGGUGCCCAGAAGUUCUUGUGAUUGAGUAAUGGCCUUUUUACCUGACAUCUGCAAUAGUGUCAUAGUAAACGUAUUCUGAAACUGA